AAGCGUGCAGCGCCAUGCGAUAAAUGUUUCCUCAAAAAGAGCAAGGCUCGCCCUUGCAGCAGAAGAGCACGCGAGAGAAGAGAUGUUUCUUCGCGCCCUGCAGCUGCCUUGCCCCGUCUGAGAAACGAUCUCAAACCUGAGGCGCGCCAGCGAGUUCAAGGGCAAGCUCUUUGGGCCAGUCACGGCCCUUGGAACGGGCAACCCCCUGCCGUUCGUCUGAUGUGCUGCGACAGACACUGUCGAGGCUGGGAGACGGUCAUUCGCUCACCAGGUUGGGUCUGUGAGCUUCACGGCCUGUCACUGGACGAGAGCUGUCAGUUAAAGCUUGGGAGUGCGGCAACGCACAAACCCAAGCCAUCGGGGACGAGACAAGCUUAUCAGCGUUUUUUUUUUUACAAGGGCCCUGACCCAAACGCUCCUGACGGCUCAAGUGCUUCAUUAUGCCAAAGCAAAGCCCUGCAACUGCAUGGCGAUUCGUUUCGGGACGACUGCAAGCGCAGAGUGUUUCUGGCGACUGGCAAUGCUCAACGUUUUCCGGACGACGAUCGGGGUCAUGCUCCCGUACCGCAGCCGUCGAGAUACAAGGCCGUACCGCGUCCGUCUCUGGCCGGAAGCAACGCACACAGUGUACGGGGUAGGGAGGGGUGUCGACACAAUAAGGACUCUAUCGCCAUGCCCGUGAUAUCGCUAUUCGUAUGCGACGUGAUACGAAGUGCAAGGCUCAUCGCUGGUGCUCGGCGGACAACGGGCCAUCAGCAAUCAUGA
Messenger RNA from Colletotrichum costaricense, 765 nucleotides. RefSeq lists its product as uncharacterized. Lineage: Eukaryota; Fungi; Ascomycota; Sordariomycetes; Glomerellales; Glomerellaceae. The annotation marks the transcript as partial. The record is from RefSeq and is a predicted model, not a curated record. The transcript has 2 exons.